Molecule: messenger RNA, 681 nt
Organism: Hibiscus syriacus
Lineage: Eukaryota; Viridiplantae; Streptophyta; Magnoliopsida; Malvales; Malvaceae
Product: histidine-containing phosphotransfer protein 4-like
Exons: 5
Coding region: 72-524 (150 amino acids)
Biological process (GO): phosphorylation; cytokinin-activated signaling pathway; phosphorelay signal transduction system
Cellular component (GO): nucleus; cytoplasm
Molecular function (GO): histidine phosphotransfer kinase activity; protein histidine kinase binding
Source: RefSeq, a predicted model, not a curated record
UCCAAUGCAAUAUUCACUCAAGUUGUUUCCCUCUUGCUUUUAAUAAUUCUGUUGCUCAAGUCUUUAGCCCAAUGGAGAGAAAUCCAGUGCGGAGUCAGCUUGCAAUCAUGAGGCAGUCCUUGUUUGAUGAGGGACACCUGGAUGAGCAAUUCAUAGAGUUGGAGGAACUCCAAGAUGAUGCCAACCCUAAUUUCGCCGAAGAAGUCGUCACCUCAUACUUCCGCGAUUCUGCCAGAUUAAUCCAAAACAUCCACCACUCACUGGAGGGUAAACCUUUUGAUUUCAACAAGUUGGAUGAUUAUAUGCAUCAGUUCAAAGGAAGCAGUUCAAGCAUUGGUGCCAAAAAGGUGAAAGCUGAGAGCACGUUGUUUAGGGAAUAUUGCAGGUCUGGAAAUGCUCAAGGAUGCGUGAGGGCUUUCCAGCAACUGAAGAAAGAAUACACAACACUGAGAAAUAAGCUUGAAGCUUAUUUUCAUCUGGCAAGGCAAUCUGGACCAAUGGACACAGCAAGUCGCCCAAAGUAGUGAUAUAAUAAUAUUCAAUCUACGAAUGAACGCUGAAUUUGUAUGCCCAAAAUUAACCUUGUUUUAUUUUGUUGGCCUCUCAGAUUCUACUUGGAAUUAAACCUAUGUUUUGGAUCGAGUUUGUGAAUAAAUAAAUAUUAGCCUUUUUACUCCAUCA